This is a messenger RNA of Lytechinus pictus (painted urchin), 5274 nucleotides long. RefSeq names its product neuronal cell adhesion molecule-like. Lineage: Eukaryota; Metazoa; Echinodermata; Echinoidea; Temnopleuroida; Toxopneustidae. The record is from RefSeq and is a predicted model, not a curated record. Gene Ontology annotation, molecular function: protein binding. Bases 82 to 621 code for a protein of 179 amino acids. The transcript is spliced from 4 exons.
CUUCUCAAAUUUGUUUGCAUUACAGACGACAAAGAAUUUAAAACCUCUGAACAGUUUGACGUUCUAGACGAAGACCUCAUUAUGGUUAGUGGACUAGAAUCAUCAACGACCUACACGGCACGAUUGCGUGUUACGAAUGAUGCAGGCAGUACUGUCAGUCCUACAACCGAAUUCAAGACAACUGGCACAGGUGCAUUGGCUGAUGAUGGUUUUGUCUUGGGAACCUGGAUGAUUAUUCUCAUCUGUAUCAUCAUCCUCCUUAUCCUCAUCCUUCUAAUCAUCUGUAUCAUCAAGAGCCAGAAGGGAGGCAAAUACAAUGUGUCUGAUAAGGAAAAGCAGCUCAACAAAGACAUUGAAAGCACACCACUGAAGGAUGAUGGGGGAUUCGAUGAAUACAAACCUCCCACUGGUGCUGAUGGUGAGCCUCUACGAGGGUCACAGGGCAGUCUGGAUGACAGUGAACAUGGUAGCAGCGAAACAGACAGUCUGAAGGAGUAUGCGGACGGAGAGACUGGCAAGUUUGACGAAGAGGGAUCCUUCAUUGGACAGUAUGGUGAUAACAAGAAACAAAGACAACCAGAUGAUGAGCAGGGAGGAGCAGCUUACUCAACAUUUGUCUGAGAGUUUGCAAACUCAUCAUCAAUUCAAACUCUCUUUGGAUAAAUAUCGUUUGGACUUUUUAGAUUCUUCUUCUUGAGUUGAAGCCCUGUUGGGCAUGAGGGAAGCUGUGAAUUGAACUUGGAUUGAAGUGAUAAGAUUUUGUGAUUAUGCCAAUCGCGAUGAUGUGUUCAAGUAUGUUUCACCAUGGUGUGGAUCUGCUUUCUAAUUGGAGAAAUUUUGAGGUUGUGUUUGGUUAGAAACACCUUUUUCUGUUCUCAGUAAAAUAAAAGUCCUUGUACUUAUAUCUUUAGCAAUGUUGGCAAUGUUAGGAGAUUGAAUUAAAAGUUUACAGCUAUGUAAAGGAUAUGGAUAAGUGUGUGCGCAUUUAAGCGAUAUUCAAGUACAAGUUUGACCCUUUGUGAUCUUAAUUGUAUAUCUAGCUUUGAUUCACAACCAGGAAUGACAGAUGUCACUUGUUUACAAAAUUAUGAAUCCAAGAAUGACCCAAUGAGAGAAGAAAAAAGAAUUGUGCACACAUUUAUCAGUACCUUUAGCAUACUUGUGUUUCUUGUUUACUACUGAAAUUUAGAGUUUAGGUAUAAUGUUUAUGUUUCUCCCUGGUAUAUCUAGUUCCUUUCUUUCCCCAUUCGUUGGUGCUGUCAUGUAAUCAAGCAGUACUAAGAAGCAUUUAGCAUCUUGUUACCAUUCUAAUCAUAUUAUGUGGAUGUCAGUGAUGAGAAUUGGGUGAUAUUAUUUAUGCUUCCUAAAUAUUCUCCUCAUUCCACUCUGCUAGGUUUGAAGUAAAUAGACUUUGACGGCCACGUAUUAACCCAUUGCCUAUAGUAAUUAAUCAGUCCAUGUCAUCAAUUUAUUGGAAUGUGAGAAUUUAUCAGUCAUUGGGUUAAAUAUUCAGCUGUGAUGAUUUGAAGCAUGUCAGAUGUUCUUGCCAAGCAUUUAUCAUCACUCCUGCUUCAAUAUAUGCCUAUUUCUUUCAUUUUUGCAUUCAUAUUGGCUAUAUUUAGCCAGAACGUUGAGACAAUCUCCAACCAUCACAUCUGCGAAUGUGUCGACAAAAAGGAAAUGUAUGAUGUGAUUAGACCUACUUAGAAAAGCUGGUCACAGUGUUCUGUUUCAUUAGAUAUUCCCCAAAAGACAUGGGCUGCUAUGAGAAAACUUCUGCUGGCAGAUAAUAUUGGAAUGUGGCUUGCUCAGGAAACAAACUGUGGUGCAGAGCACACUGUAUGAGAAAGGGUCAUACUGUUUAUUCUUAUUACUUUGCUGUCUAAUGCAGUCAUCCAGUACAUCUUAUUGCCUUGGUGUGUCCACAGAUAAUUCUGUAUGUCAGACAGCAAGUUAAUGAGAAAAUGCCAUAUAUUUAGAGUGCAUGACAUUGUCUUGUCUCACAAGAUGACAUAUAGAGCAGUCCCUUACAUUCUCUUCUCAUUCCAAAGUAAACAUUUAAACUUUGGCCCUGUAGCACAAAGUAUAACAAUUGGUCAUACUAUUGAUAUGUGUGAUUGAUUGCCCAUAAUGAUAGCAAUGGAAUCAGUUGUAAAAAUUAGCCAAUAAUCAAUUGCUUAGCUUUGUGGUAUAGGAGCCUUGACUGCACAUAUAAUUCCAUAACCCGGCCAACAGUUGACAACUUUGUUGAUCCUUAAUAUAAAGUAACCUUGUUCCCCUGCAUCCUAUCUUUUUUUUACUUUUUCAUCAAGAUUUAAAUUCAUUAAAUCAAACUAUCAUUAUCAGGUAACAAACCAAUUUUUGUGUGAUGAAUUAUAUUUUAUUUAUUCAACUGAUCAUAGUCAUCAUAUUUGGUAAAAGAUAAUGUUUUUAAUUGUAUCAAGAAAUUAGAUAAUCUAAGCAUACUAAAUUCAUGUCAUUUUGUGUGUUUCAUGGAAGCAACCAAAUGCUUCAAUAUGGUGAAUAUAAACAUCAUUUUGGUUUACAAAGAAAAAAAGCUAGCAUAGAAUAUAAGCUAGAAUAUGUUUUGCAAUAGUUCUCAUUUUUAUAUGUUCUUAAGGUGUACAAAGGUUUUUGACCAAGUCAAACAUCUUGUAUAUUAUUGUGAGUUUUAUACUGUUUCAAUUUUUUGAGAUGCAUUAAAAACCUUUUAUUUUAAGUUUUACUUCCAGACUUUUACAAACUUAGAAUGUAUAUUAUCUUUAUUUAGUCAACAUGAUAAUUGCUUUAAAAUUGAUCAUUCAAGCAUUAAGCAAGUUUUCAGUAGCAGAAAAUAUUUUUCAAACAACUUGCUCAAUCGAAUUUGUUUGAUUGUAUUACUAAUAUCAAUUACUUGAUCAGAUUCUGGGGUAAUUUUUUUCCUCAGAUUUAAAGAUUAUUGAUGGCUUUAUUUUCAUCAUUAAUCAGAAUAUUUCAAUGCACUUCGUCUAACACAAUGCAAUUGUUUUUUUUAUUUUAAGUUAACAAUGAUUUGGUUAUUGUUUUGGAAAAAGUGUGUAAAUUAUGCAUAAUACAAGCUUUGUUGGUUAAUUCAUAGUCGUGGGAAAUACCUUUUUUCACCUGUUAGUUCAUUCCAGAAUUAGAUUUGAAAGGUUAAUAUGAUUUCUGUAACUUUUCUCCAUUUUUGCAUUGUUUUAGAGCAGUGAUAUUUAUUAGGAUAAUAUAAAAUCUGUUUGUAAAUAAUUACAAUGUGUUUAUUGAGAGAGUUAGUUUAUGUCAAGGUUUGAAUUCACUUGGCUGAGAACUCGUGUGAUCAACAUGUGAAAAUGAGAUUGAUAUAGGUACUGUAAAAUUGUGAGUGGUUUUAUAUCAACAGAUUGUGAUUCAUUCUUAUGCAAUGACGAGAGUGAUAGGCUAAUUAAUGCCUCUUACACUGACAUGACUUCAUGUCACAGUCAAAUGUUUUUAAUAUGGAAAUAAGAAUAAGGUGGUUUUUAAAAGAGCAAUUGGACAUGGACUUUUAUUCUUUUCACCUGUAAAAUAUUAUGAAAAAUUUGUGAUAAAGGAAUCACUUGCUUUCAAGCACAUUUUAAAGGAUUUAUUGUUCAAAUUAUAAUUGAUGUUCCAAGCAUUUGCAUUUAAGAUGGAGAAUUGAGCAAACUUGUUUGUAAAAGUUCCUGAAAUGUAUUUUUUUCAUCGUGUAAACUUUCACAGUGCAAAUUGAUCAGUGUGUCGCGAGCGAUAUGAUAUUCACUUUUACAUAGUCGUAUAUACUUGUAGAUAAUGAUACUUGGGUCAGGAGUAAAGAUAAUUAUGGGGAAAUAUUGUGUUCCAUUGCAUGCAUCCUUUUAUCAGAUAUGCAAGAGAGAAAUUAUGAAUAAUCAAUUUCAUUUUUAGUCUGACCAAGUGGCUAUAGAUAUCUGAAAGCCAAUAAAAACAUUUUUGUAAUACACAACAUAUUGUAUAAGGGGGGGGGUUCAAAAUGUAGAACUAAUACUAUGAUGGGACGAUGGGGAUUUACUGAAGAUGUGUACAAUGUAUCCAAUCCUGACUGGAAAAAAAAUCUUGUAUGAAUUAGAGUUGCAGUGAAAGGCACUUAUUGUGAUUUACAGGCCUUUAACAUACAAUUGUCUCAAAAUCAUUUGUACAGUUUGAAGUUAAAACCUGCAAUUAUCAUGUUUAGUGUAUGUAUGUUAGAUCACUAUAAACUACAAUGCCACAUGAUUGGAACAGUAGUAUAGCACACCAAGUGUAGAUAUAUUAGUCAGUGUUAGAACCUAGUGGUAUAUGUCAAGAUGUUGUCAUAUUAAUCUCUCUGUAUCAUUUCUCAAUUGAAAUUCUUGCAACAAUUGAAGAUCAAGUGUAUAUACAUGCAAAAGCAUUGUGUAUUAACUCAAUGAUACAUGCAUCCUUGGAGAUAAGAAAUCAAUGAAUGCGAUGUUUGAUGUUAUAAUCCCAAGAUUUUGGUUACACAAAUGACAUGGAGUACUCAUAAAAUUCAAUAGCAACUUGUGUAUUUUUCUUACCAUCUUGUUGAACAUUGUACUGUAGUGUCUUCUUAGAAGUAAUUAUGAAGAAAUGGGACAUUCUUCUCUCUUUUUCCUUGUAUAUUCAGCUUGCCAGGUUUAGUGUUAUUAUUUUUAUUUCAAUCAUAAUCUUGAUUUUUUUUCCUGCUUCUUCCUAUCUUUUCUCUGCUGAAAGACGACCUUUCAUUUUAUUCUUGUUUGAAAUUCAUAAUCAUGCAUUCAGAUACUAAAUGUAGUACUUUAUCAACAUAGCGUCAUAUAGGUUUUUUUAUAUGAGUCAUUUAAAAGCAGCAUAUUUCAAUUUGUGUAUUUUUUUGUUGUUUUCAUUUGCAUUAUUUUCUACUGCUAGAUGUUAAAAGUAGAGAGAAAGCUGGUUUGAUCCAUCAUGGGUCUUGGUGAUUGUUUCUAUGCUGCCGUGCGCUCUUUUUUUUUAAACAUGCAAUCAAAGAUAGAUAAAAAUCAGAAGCAGAUUUGAAGAUUUAUAUUGUAUAGUUGUGUUGUUGCUUUGCUUGUAUUUAAAGACAAUAAUCAGCGCAACAAAAGAAAUAUAUGCCCCUAUUCCACCUUGGUUUGUACAUUGUUGUAUUUGUGGAAUUGAUAGGGUAAGUGAAGCUGUUUAUAGUCUUUAAUGAUAAUUAUAUAAAAUGUUUUGUCUGUUUUCAGCAUAAAGAAUUGAUUCUUUUUAUUUCCAUCGCCUGUUAUUUGUGUCAAAAUGAUACUCAAUUAAAAUAGUUGUCAAUUGUUCAAA